Messenger RNA from Orbicella faveolata, 2314 nucleotides. RefSeq lists its product as uncharacterized. NCBI's taxonomy places the organism in Eukaryota, Metazoa, Cnidaria, Anthozoa, Scleractinia, Merulinidae. Gene Ontology annotation, cellular component: neuron projection. The record is from RefSeq and is a predicted model, not a curated record.
UUAAAUCAUCCGUAUCGGCUUGAUAAUCAUGGGCUUAUUAAACCAACCUCUACAAAUUCACCUCUAAAUGAAGACAAAAGAAGAAAUCUCUUCAAAAGGGUCGUCGAUGGAUCAUCCAAGUGUCGCGACUGUCACAGCGUUUGUUUAAACUCAAAUGGGUCUCGAAAGAAUAGCACAGAGGAAGGAAGUCAGCUGGAAAAGAUUGUUUGUGUGAAAGGUCGAGUUGUACCUCCCGGUUCACCAGGCCCUCCCGGUCCACCAGGCCCUCCCGGCCCACCAGGCUCUCCCGGCUCACCUGGCCGUACUGGCCCACGAGGAAGGAAAGGAAGUAAAGGAAGUAAAGGUUCAACCGGUCCCCAGGGAAAGCGAGGUAGGAGAGGACUUCCGGGACCCCCUGGGGCUGCAGCAAACCGUACCGAAGGAUAUCAUUUCGAAAAACCGCAUUUCAUCUCAAAACCUUCUUCCUCCGCGGUGACAGUCAGGGAGAAACAACACGUCAUAUUACCGUGUAAAGCAGCUGGGUUCCCGCAGCCGGUAAUCACGUGGUAUAAGAAUAGUCUCGUGAUAGGAGAAAAACAACUAGUGAAGACAGGCCAUCUGGAGUUUAAGGAAAUCCAGUUUGAAGACCGCGGUAUGUACACUUGUACAGCGGAGAACCUGUUUGGCAGAGAUCAGUUAUCAGUUAACGUGACUGUAGAAGUACCAGCAAAAUUUGUAACGAAACCAGAGAAAAUUGUGACUGUUUACAAAUCGAGGGACAUCCUUAUCAAAUGUGACAUUUUUGGUUAUCCCACCCCUGAGGUAAAAUGGAGAAGAUCACCCAAGAACCUUUCCGUGGACCGACAUGUUCUCUCUGGUAACAAGCUAACGAUUAAAAAGGCAACAGAGGAAGAUAAAGGUGUUUACACGUGCUGGGGAAUUCAACAGUUGGACCGUGAAAAAAUCAUCACAAAUGCAGAAUUUAUAAUGAUCGACGUUGAAGACGUAGUGAAUCCAUACAUUGUUUCAAGUCCUCCCAGUGAAAUUCGAGUGCAGAGUAUCGGUGAUUCAGUCAAUUUAGCUUGCUCUGCUGGUAGCGCUCCUCUGCCUGAUGGCAAGUGGUUCAAGGACGGGCGACCUGUUGUUCCGACAGCAAUACGUCAAGAACAAAAGUUAACAACGAGUAAACUUGUCAUUGAUCAGUUCAAAGCAAGUGACUCUGGGAUCUACACAUGUUUAUUCCACAAUGACAAGAAUAGGACAGUGGAAGCUGAUACGAAUCUAAUUUUAGUGAAUUGUGGUGAUCCUGGUGCUCCAAUUAAUGGACAAAAACUUGGAUCAAGUUACUGGACUGGUGAAUCUGUGACGUUCAUUUGUCAUCCGGGAUACCGCUUGAUUGGACCGGCCGUUAGAAUGUGUUUGCCGUCUGGUUACUGGAGUGGUGUACAACCUUCAUGUAUCUCUGGGAAACACCCCCCAGCGCAACCACCUAUUGGAGAUUUGUCCAGCAGGGUUGUUCACCUGGAAAAAAUACAUGGCAUUUUUCCAUCCCGUGCCUCGCAUAUACUUCCAACAGACCCACCAGUACAACCAAUCCCACCAGUCCCACCAAUCCGACCCAGACCAAUCACAUCAGAUCCAACAAACUACGCGCUACGAUUCCCGGGAACAACUAGUGAUUACGUCAUCAAGCGUGGCAUGAAAAACCUCAAAGCCGUGACUUUCUGUGUGUGGAUGAGAAGUAGUGAAGGCGGAAAUGGAGGGGCACUGCUAAGCUACGCUGUGCCUGGAAGUGACAACGAGCUGGUUUUAGAUCGUCACGGCAACAUUAUCGUAUUUGUGGGAGGCGGUUUCAGGAGAACUUAUAAAUCUGCAAGUGACGGGAAAUGGCACCACAUCUGCGUAACAUGGGAGAACACCGCUGGAAGAUGGCAUUUGUUCAAAGAUGGCAAGUCUGUGGCUUCUGGUAGUGAUCUUAAAAAAGGCCACGUGAUCCGUGGCGGUGGAACCCUGGUACUAGACCUGGAGCAAGACUCAGUGGGAGGGUCCUUUCAAACUUAUGAAAGUUUUUAUGGUGAAAUGACAGGUGUCAACGUCUGGGAUCGCGUGAUACCUCGCCAAGAGAUUUCACGCUUGUCAAAAUCCUGCCGGACUGGAACGGGAAACAUUUUCAAGUGGAGCGACUUUAAAACUCAUGUGAAAGGCUCUGUGCAGAUAAUUCAGCGAUCAUGCCGGUAGCUGGUUAAAACUUCCAGAAAGAUGUUAGUUCUGGCACGUAGUUACAUAUGAUAUAAGCUUUCUGAAGCAUUUAUCAUUAAAGAAAAGCGUAAAAAAA